Molecule: messenger RNA, 1464 nt
Organism: Lolium rigidum
Lineage: Eukaryota; Viridiplantae; Streptophyta; Magnoliopsida; Poales; Poaceae
Product: solute carrier family 25 member 44-like
Exons: 6
Coding region: 7-999 (330 amino acids)
Source: RefSeq, a predicted model, not a curated record
CGGCCGAUGGCGGCGGCGACGGCGGCGGACACCACCGAUGCCUCCACGGCCGGGCUCGCGCUCGCCGAGGCGAACAUCAACUGGGAGAGGUUGGACAAGACCAAGUUUCAUGUCAUCGGAGCAGUCCUGUUCACAGCGCAGCAAGGUGUUCUGCACCCAACAGCUGUUGUGAAGACUAGGAUGCAGGUUGCCCAAGGAGGGCUUUCGCAGAUGUCUGGUUUUGCCGUUUUUAGAAAGAUAUUGAGGAGUGAUGGCGUCCCUGGUGUUUUCAGAGGUUUUGGCACCACUGCAGUUGGAGCUCUACCUGGACGAGUCUUGGCUCUGACUUCGCUAGAGAUGUCCAAGGAAAUGGCAUUUAAAUAUUCUGAGCAUUUUGAUAUGUCCGAGGCAUCGAGGAUUGCUGUUGCUAAUGGUGUAGCAGGCCUGGUGUCAAGUAUAUUUUCGAGUGCAUAUUUUGUACCUCUCGAUGUGAUUUGCCAGAGGCUCAUGGUUCAAGGAUUGCCAGGGAUGCAAACAUAUAGAGGUCCAUUUGAUGUGAUAAAUAAGGUUGCCAGGACCGAAGGUAUCCGGGGACUUUACCGAGGUUUUGGAAUUACCAUGUUAACUCAAUCACCAGCUUCUGCCCUUUGGUGGAGUUCAUACGGUGGUGCUCAACAUGCUAUCUGGAGGAGCUUGGGUUAUGGAAAUGACACGCAAAAGAAACCAUCUCAAACAGAACUUGUUGUUGUGCAAGCAACAGCUGGAACAUUUGCUGGAGCUUGCUCAUCGAUUAUCACUACACCAAUAGAUACCAUCAAGACACGGCUUCAGGUUAUGGACAACUACGGGAGUGGAAGGCCAUCUGUCGUGAAAACUACCAGGCUGCUGCUACGAGAAGAUGGCUGGAGAGGUUUAUAUAGAGGGUUUGGACCGAGGUUUCUUAACAUGUCCCUUUGGGGUACAUCAAUGAUUGUCACAUACGAGCUAAUAAAGAGGCUUUCUGUGAAGCCUGAACAAUGAGCUUUUGGGUUCUGCUCCACCCAGUUGGUCAUCGUUUCCGUGUUGGCCAUCUAGUGAGCACAUUUUUUGGUACAGGGAUUUGCAAUUGGAACAGCAAUUGGAAAUUCUUGAUGCAGGAAUCCCUUAUGAAGCUUUAACAUGUUCCCAUAUGAAGCAACCUUGUAAAUACUUACUCUAGCUAUGUAAGAGUUGAAGGUGCUCGUUUACGGAUGAAAUAGCCACGAAUGGGGUUGAAAUAGCCAGAGGCUUCGUCUGGGUAAUGGAGCACGUAGUCGUUGUAUGAGUUGGAAAUUUUGUAUCUUGUCCUAUGUAGUGAACUCAAGAUUGUGUUUUAUUGUACUUUUGUAGCUCAGAUCUUGGGAUGAGAUGACAUAGCCAAAUCAAUUGAGCAGAAGAUGUAUUAUCAUGUUAGCUAUAAGUUUGUCGCCUCAAAUUUUCAAUUAGCAUACAGAGUUUGCCUAUGUA